This is a messenger RNA of Wasmannia auropunctata (little fire ant), 2763 nucleotides long. RefSeq names its product proline-rich extensin-like protein EPR1. Lineage: Eukaryota; Metazoa; Arthropoda; Insecta; Hymenoptera; Formicidae. The coding region runs from base 1 to 2508 and encodes 835 amino acids. The transcript is spliced from 5 exons. The record is from RefSeq and is a predicted model, not a curated record.
AUGACACGGUACGAGAAGAACCUGUCCAAAGCAAAUAUGUGGAAGCUGCUGUGGGCAGCCGUUGUGGUGGCCCUGCUCUCCACGUGCUAUGUAGAUGCAAAUCGUGAGAGAAGCAAACGUGCGAUAGAGAAUAGCCCACAGUUCCAGGGUUAUAUCUAUGAGCCACCAUCUAAACCUUUUACUUUACCCCCUGCAGGAUCACGGACAAGUGAAAUAGCGUUGAGGCCAACAACGGUGACAUUGCCACCGUAUACUCCAAGAAUAACAACGAUAAGAACACCACCACCGACACAAAGAACAUCAACAUAUGUGGUGACAGAGAGAUAUACAACCCCAAGGACUCCAUUCCCAACGCCGCCACCACCAUCAAGAACGCCACCGCCGCCACCACCCCCUGUAGUAACAGAUGGAUAUGUAUACACUACUCCGAAGAUUCCAUUCUCAACAACGCCACCGCCACCACCAAGAACACCACCACCUCCUCCUAGAACACCACCACCACCUCCAAGAACGUCUACAUAUGUAACAUAUACAACUCCAAGGACUCCAUUCCCGACACCGCCUAGAACACCGCCACCGCCGCCUAGAACACCGCCGCCAAGAACAACCGGAUACGUUUAUACAACUCCAGAAACAGAGUUUACGUUACCACCAAGAACGCCGCCACCGAGAACGCUGCCACCAAGAACACCGCCACCAAGAACACCGCCGCCACGAACUCCUCCACCGCAAACACCACCACCAUAUUUACCACCUGUCAAGACUCCACCACCAAGAACGCCGCCACCGAGAACACCACCACCGUAUACUCCUCCUCCACGAACUCCUCCACCAAGAACGCCGCCACCAUACACACCACCCCCGCAAACUCCUCCACCGAGAACACCACCACCAUAUAUUCCUCCUCCACGAACUCCUCCACCAAGAACGCCGCCACCAUACACACCGCCCCCGCAAACUCCUCCACCGAGAACACCACCGCCAUAUUUACCACCCCCGCAAACUCCUCCACCAAGAACGCCGCCACCGUAUGUUCCACCUCCACAAACUCCACCACCGAGAACACCGCCACCAUACAUACCACCUCCUCAAACUCCUCCACCAAGAACACCGCCGCCAUAUACACGGCCCCCACAAACUCCUCCACCGAGAACGCCACCACCAUAUAUUCCACCCCCACAAACUCCACCACCGAGAACACCGCCACCAUAUAUUCCACCCCCACAAACUCCACCACCAUACAUACCGCCCCCACAAACUCCUCCACCGAGAACGCCGCCACCAUAUAUUCCACCUCCACAAACUCCACCACCGAGAACACCGCCACCAUAUAUACCACCUCCUCAAACUCCUCCACCAAGAACACCGCCUCCACGAACUCCUCCACCGAGAACACCGCCACCGUAUACACCGCCUCCACAAACUCUUCCACCUAGAACCCCACCACCAAGAACACCACCUCCGCGAACACCACCAACAAGAGGAUACACAUAUACUACACCAGAAUCAGUUUUUACGUAUCCUCCCAAGACACCACCACCACCACCACCACCACCUCCUCCACCUAAAACCGCGCCUCCUUAUCUGCCGCCUUCAACUAGACCUCCAUACGUACCACCAACUCCAAGGACAACAACAAAACGUAUAGAAUAUGAAGUUGGAUCAUACGAAAGUAGCUUUGGAACGUAUUCUACAAAACGCCCGACCACUCGUCCUCCACCGCCUAUUACAAGACCUACUCCUUCUUACCUGCCGCCUUCAACUAGACCACCCUACGUACCACCAACUCCAAGGACCACAACAGAAGGAUAUAUAGGCGUUGGAUCAUUUGAGACUGGCUUUGGAACAUAUUCUACAAAACGCCCGACUACUCGCCCUCCACCGCCUAUCACGCGACCCACCCCUCGAAUCACUUCCCAAGCACCUACUUAUCUUCCGCCUUAUUCUACGCCAUCUACUACCAGAUAUACUCCAACCACGACCAGAUACACUCCAACGACAACCAGAUAUACUCCUACCAGAUACACUCCAAUUACGACCGAAUAUACUCCGACUACAACUAGAUAUACUCCAACUACAACUAGAUACACUCCAACUACAACUAGAUAUACACCAACCACAACUAGAUAUACUCCUACAAGAUAUACUCCAACUAUAAGAACGCCUAGCACGUAUACUCAGACAACAUCGGGCUAUCUGCCGCCCAGAACCACUCCGUCGACUACUCAGUACAUUCCACCACAAACUCCGUCGACUACUCAGUAUAUUCCACCGCAAACUCGACCACCACCAUAUCUUCCGCCGUCAACCCCGAGGCCGGUAUAUCCAACCGUGACAGCACCGCCACCACCCCCGCCUAUUUACAGCAUCACGCCCAGCACGCCGACCUCGCCGCCGCCGACCGGAAGCCCGGCGCCACCCCCAACUCUGCCGCCAACGACACCCAGGCCGACUUUAGGAUACAAUUACCCGAUCCCCGACAUCCCGUUUGAAACUCGCAAACGAUGAGAGAUCAACGCAGCGCGAUUACCGAUUAACAAAAUCUUAAAUAUUAGUAUGCGUAUUAAUAUUAGUAAAGAUUAAUUUAAUGGCCGAUGGUAGAGCGCUGAAUCAUUCGCCGGACAUUUAGAGAGUAUUGCCUUUUUUUAUAUAUCGAUCGUUUUCGCCACACUGUUUCUUCCAGAUAAGGAUUUAGUCGACCAACGAAUGUCGUUUUACAUGUGUAACGAGUGUGGAAAAAAGGAAUAAAAAUUUUUAUAAAAA